Molecule: messenger RNA, 1876 nt
Organism: Castor canadensis (American beaver)
Lineage: Eukaryota; Metazoa; Chordata; Mammalia; Rodentia; Castoridae
Gene: Rom1
Product: retinal outer segment membrane protein 1
Biological process (GO): visual perception
Cellular component (GO): membrane
Source: RefSeq, a predicted model, not a curated record
ACCCCUCCCUGUCCGGGCCUCGCGGCUCAGGGCGGGGGCGGGGCCAGCCAGCUGACCCCCUCACCCCUCCCAGCCUCAGCCUCUUCCGCUAGGCCACUCUCCGGGCUCCCAGGGGAUUUGGGUGCGAGCGCGGGCACUGAGGUCUCUGCUCCCCAGCCCCUAGCCCCUCUGCGCUGAGUCGACCAAACCCCGCACUUCCGCGAGGGGGCAGGGCAGGGUCAUGAAAUGGGCCUUCUGCCCGAGGGCGGAGCUUUUCCAAAGGUGCAAGGCCAAGGCAUCCUGAAUUGGGUCUAGCGAAGGGUUAUUAAGGUGGUGUGGGAGGAUGCCCAGGGUAUUGGGGUCAGGAUGGCAUUAGCCCAGCUCAAGCCGGGCCAGGCUGACUCAGCAUCCUGCCCCGGUCAGCCCCCAUCCCCGACAGCUCCACAGUCCCUCAGGCAGAGAUGGGAGAUGGCGCCGGUAUUGCCCCUGGUGCUGCCCCUCCAGCCUCGCAUUCGUCUGGCGCAGGGGCUCUGGCUUCUCUCCUGGUUGCUGACACUGGCCGGUGGCCUCACGCUCCUGUCUAGUGGCCAUCUCCUGGUUCAGCUACGCCACCUUGGCAGCUUCCUGGCUCCCUCCUGCCGGUUCCCUGUCCUGCCCCAGGCUGCUCUGGCAGCAGGUGCAGUGGCUCUGGGCACAGGACUGGGGGCGGCAGGGGCCAGCCGGGCAAGUCUGGAUGCAGGCAGAUACCCUUCCUGGCGAGGGGUCCUGGGCCCGCUGCUGGUGGUUGGCACUGCAGGAGGCGGGGGCCUCCUGGUCCUUGCCCUGGGACUAGCCCUGGGUUUGCCUGUGAGUCUGGACCAGGGACUGGAGGAAGGCCUGGGGACUGCUUUGGCUUACUACAAGGACACAGAGGUGCCUGGGCACUGUCAUGCCAAACGACUGAUGGAUGAGCUGCAGCUGAGGCACCACUGCUGCGGACGCCAUGGCUACAAGGAUUGGUUUGGGGUCCAGUGGGUCAGCAGCCGAUACCUGGACCCCAGUGAUCAAGAUGUGGUUGACCGGAUCCAGAGCAAUGUGGAAGGACUAUACCUGACAGAUGGAGUCCCCUUCUCCUGCUGCAACCCUCAUUCACCCCGGCCUUGUCUGCAAAGCCGACUUUCAGACCUCUAUGCCCACCCUCUCUUUGAUCCUCGACAGCCCAACCUAAACCUCUGGGCCCAAGGUUGCCAUGAGGUGCUGCUGGGACACCUGCAGGGCUUGUCGAACACACUAGGCAGCAUACUGGCUGUCACCUUUCUGCUGCAGGCUUUGGUGCUUCUUGGCCUUCGGUACCUGCAGACAGCGCUGGAGGGACUUGGAGGGGUCAUAGAUGGAGAAAGAGAGACUCAGGGCUAUCUCUUUCCUGGUGGGCUUAAAGACAUGUUGAAAACAGCAUGGCUGCAGGGAGGGGUUGCCCAUAGGCCAGCACCUGAGGAGGCCCCACCAGAAGACGUACCUCCUAAGGAGGUUCUACCUGAGGCCUAGUGGAUCUAAGGUUGGGGGUGGGGCAGAAGAAGAGGGAGGGAUGGCUGAGUGUGUAAAACUCACAACUCCUUACCAAAGCUCCAGGAGGGAACUUCCUGAGAUUAGAGGGGUUAUGGAUAGUAAGCAAGCUAGACUGGGGUGAAAAACAAAACCAGGUAUCCUAUUUCCUAAAGUUCAGGAGAUUGCUUCAGUGCAGGCUCUUUAAUAAAGUUUUUGAAUGAAAGCCAUUGCUCUUUUUUGUCAAGGGAAUGGAUUUUUGUUGGUACUGGGAUUUGAACUCAGGGCUUUGUGCUUGCUGGGCAAGUGCUCUUCCACUUGAGCUACACCUCCAACCCAAGAAAACUGAUUUCUGUGUGAAAGAAAAGCAGCACUC